AUGAAAAUCAAAAAAGCUAUCUUAAACUUGCUGAACAACGAGCAAAAGCUAGAAGAAUUUGUAAGAGGAAUGUAUUCUGCUAUAGAUACAAAUAAUGAUGGACAUAUAGAUGUUGAUGAGCUUUAUGAAGCACUGAAAAGCUUUUCACAGCUAGGAGAUGACUUAGAGCCUUUGACAAUAGAAAACAUAAAAUCGGCUAUUUCUGAACUGACUGAAAACCCUGAUGCAAAAGUUGUUUUUGAAGAGUUUAAAAACUUGGUUUUGGCUGCUCUUCAAUUUAUAUUUCAACGUGAGUCGACUCAUAAUUAA
Molecule: messenger RNA, 309 nt
Organism: Blepharisma stoltei
Lineage: Eukaryota; Ciliophora; Heterotrichea; Heterotrichida; Blepharismidae
Source: the annotation of a GenBank genome assembly